AUGAAUGGUAGCAAGAUUAUGUUGGGAGACAAAACAAGCUAUGAUGUUUUAGGCGUUGGAAUAGUGAAGAUCAAGAUGCAAAAUGGUGUUGUUAGGAGCUUUUAUGAGGUAAGGCAUGUACCAACACUAAGAAGGAAUCUUAUUUCCCUUGGUGCUCUAUAUAGAGAAGAGUAUUCUUACAAGGAAGAAGAAGAGAAGCUCUUAGUCACACAAAGGUUCGAUGGUGAUUAUGACAGGGAAGAUUCAACCUAA
This is a messenger RNA of Prunus armeniaca (apricot), 252 nucleotides long. The record is from the annotation of a GenBank genome assembly. Lineage: Eukaryota; Viridiplantae; Streptophyta; Magnoliopsida; Rosales; Rosaceae.